Molecule: messenger RNA, 414 nt
Organism: Trifolium pratense (red clover)
Lineage: Eukaryota; Viridiplantae; Streptophyta; Magnoliopsida; Fabales; Fabaceae
Product: cucumisin
Exons: 1
Coding region: 1-414 (137 amino acids)
Biological process (GO): proteolysis
Molecular function (GO): serine-type endopeptidase activity
Source: RefSeq, a predicted model, not a curated record
AUGAGCUCUACUAUAAAUCCUGAGGCUGAAUUCGCAUCCGGUGCAUGGCAAAUUAGUCCUGUUAAGGCAACGGAUCCAGGUUUAGUAUAUGAUAUUAGUGAAGCAGAUUAUAUUGAAUUCUUGUGCGGAGAAGGGUACACGACUAAACAACUAAAAAUUCUUACUCAUCAUAAGAGUGCUUGCAAGGGUAAUGCUAAUAAGAACGCGGUAUACAACUUGAACCUACCUUCAUUCGCACUUAAAGUAAACGAUACAUUUAUCGGUACUUUUAAUAGAACUGUUACAAAUGUGGGAUCAGCAAAUUCUACUUAUAAAGCAAGAGUAAUGUCUUCAUCUUUGUUGGAAAUUCAAGUGAUACCGGAUGUUUUGUCCUUCACAUCUUUAGGGCAAAAAAAUCAUUCUCUCUCACAAUAG